UACACGCACUCUCAUCGUGGGGAUUUGGUUUUUUGGCUAUAAAGGCACCACUCUCCACAAACCUCUAUAUUCCAUUACCACCCAGUUUUUGAAUCUAUUAUUAUUCCUUCUCUGUUCUUCACUUUCUUGCAUAGAAAAACAAUGUCUUCUCAGACUGUUGUCCUCAAAGUUGGUAUGUCAUGUCAGGGGUGUGCUGGAGCAGUGAAUAGGGUUUUGGGAAAAAUGGAAGGUGUUGAGUCAUUUGACAUUGAUCUGAAGGAGCAGAAGGUGACAGUGAAGGGAAAUGUACAAGCAGAUGAAGUUCUGCAAGCUGUUUCCAAAACUGGGAAGAAGACUGCAUUCUGGGUGGAUGAAGCACCAGCUGAAAACAAGCCUUCAGAAACUGCACCUGUUGCCUCUGCUGAAAAUGAUACCAAACCUUCAGAAACUGCACCUGUUGCCCCAGAAAUCAAGCCUUCAGAAACUGAACCUGUUGCCUCAGCUGAGCCUGAAAACAAGACUUCAGAAACUGCUAUUGAAACUGCUGCCUAAGGCAUUUGUCCUUCUAGUUUUCUGUGUGAAAGUAGGUCUGUUUUCAAAUGGUACUUUACAUGCUUUCUGCAUAUCAGCUGUUAUAUUUUGUGUGAUGUUACUGAUAUAUAUAAUCUGCAAUAACUCUUGGCCUGAGUUUCACAUAUGAAACACUUUUCAAGGAUGUUAUAACUAAGAAUUUGAACUUGUUUU
This is a messenger RNA of Vigna angularis (adzuki bean), 723 nucleotides long. Its product is annotated as copper transport protein ATX1. The transcript is spliced from 3 exons. The record is from RefSeq and is a predicted model, not a curated record. Gene Ontology annotation, molecular function: metal ion binding. NCBI's taxonomy places the organism in Eukaryota, Viridiplantae, Streptophyta, Magnoliopsida, Fabales, Fabaceae. Bases 142 to 531 code for a protein of 129 amino acids.